AUGAGAACAAGCACUGUACUCAUACCACUCAUUGCUUUCACAUUUGGUGUGCUUUUCCGCUACUGGCCUCGCUCGUGCCUCUGCCACAUCAACCAACGGUUGGACGGUCGUGUGGCCCUUGUAACAGAUGGACCCUCAUUCAUGGGUCCCGAAAUUGCAGCCGAAUUGGCACGUCGAGGUGCUACAGUGUUGCUCGGCUGCCAGAGCAAGCAGCAUUUCGAUUCUGUCCGUGAUAAAGUGCUGCGCCUCUAUGGUGUUGACGGAGAAAGGGUGAAUAUGGACUUUGCAGACGAGGUGGUUAAAAAAAACCUUACUCCAGUUCAGGAACCUCAGUUGAAGUACAUGCCACUGCACCUAAAUUCUCUAAAAUCCAUAAAAGACUUUGCAAAAGAGAUUAUGAAUGUGACAAGUCGAUUAGACUUCUUGAUCAACAACGCAGUGGUCAGUCACGGCCCCUAUUUCACGACCAUGGAUAAUUACGAGUCCACCAUGGCAAUUGGCCACUUGGCGCACUACCUACUUACGGAUGAACUGCGACCGCUUCUUUUAAAAACGAAACCUGGUGCACGAAUCAUCAUUAUUUCGUCGGCUGAACAUACCAGUGGCUCGUUCAAGGAACAUGGCUUCUUCAUAAAUUACAACGGAUUCAACUCAGUCAAGGCUCUUGCACAAGUUAAGCUUGCCAAUGUUAUACACGGAGUGAUAUUAGCCCAGAAAUUUAAAGGAACCUCCGUGAUACCCGUUAGCGUUCACCCAGGAUACGUGCUUCCCGACUUUGGCGUGUUCAUACCAGCCAUUUUUGGAGCAUUUUUCAAAACUUACUGGGAGGCCGGUCAGUCUGUCCUCUACCUGGCAUUGACACCCAAACUCCAACCAGGCGGUUACUACUCAAACUGCCAACUGGUUGAACCAGCAAAAGAGGCGAAGGAUGAAGAAAUUAUUAAGUUUGUCAGGAGCGAAAGUGAUCGGCUGAUUAAUUUAAAAAUUUAG
This is a messenger RNA of Hydatigera taeniaeformis, 990 nucleotides long. The record is from the annotation of a GenBank genome assembly. NCBI's taxonomy places the organism in Eukaryota, Metazoa, Platyhelminthes, Cestoda, Cyclophyllidea, Taeniidae.